Messenger RNA from Erpetoichthys calabaricus (reedfish), 7634 nucleotides. RefSeq names its product fibrosin (gene fbrs). The transcript is spliced from 19 exons. Bases 2435 to 6907 code for a protein of 1490 amino acids. The record is from RefSeq and is a predicted model, not a curated record. Lineage: Eukaryota; Metazoa; Chordata; Cladistia; Polypteriformes; Polypteridae.
AGAGGCGGGGCUUGUGGAGAGACGCCGAGCGAGCAGAACAAGGGGCUGCGGACGGAGUUAAAGGGGGGAGAAAAAGAGAGGGUCUGUUUAGUAAGAGUAUACGAAAAGAGGAAAAAAAUAAAGAAAAUCAAAACCAGCAAGAAAGCGUCGAAGAGACGCGGGAGUCACCGACGGGUAUCUCUCCCCUCUUUCCCGUGGUCAUCCUUUGUCUGCGAAGCAGCGGAGGAAUUUAUUUGUGUCUCGGAGAGAAGGCAAGAGAAUGACGGCUCCCCGGGCUCCGGCAGCCGGCGGGUGAGCGGCCGAGCCAGAGACAGAGCCAGAGAGAGAGACGAGACAGGAGGCGUACUGCUGGCUAUUGGGCGGCAGAAGAAAGAAAGAAAAACAAACAAGAGGCGAGCGGCGGAGUCACCGGAGACGUGAGGGAGGAGCGGGCUGUGGGCAAGAGACACGAAGACGGAGAGGAGCGCAGGAGCAGGGAGACGGAGACGCCGCCACCGCCGCCGUCUGGGAGCGCGACGCUUGUGCAGGCUGCUCUCGAGCCCUCACCGCGAGACUCCAUAUUGUUCGGAAGGGGGGACAGAGGGAGGAGGGGCAGCAGGCACGCGCUGGCCAGUCCGCUCUUAAAGUCGCAAGAGGAGGAGGGGAUUUCAUGUCGGAGGACAGCAUCCCCUGGCGUGCUCGGGAAAAUUUAUUUCUAAGCAGAAACCGGAUUGAAAAAAAAAAGACACACACAGCGAGGCAAAUCGGGUCCAUUUUGCCCGGCAAGGGGAUAGACUGCAUUGCCACCUGAUGACAGCGGUGGGAGAAGCGGAUCAACAUCAAAAUUAAAAGGACCUCCCCUCCGCAAUCCUGGUAACCCAGGAAGGACCGUGGGAAGAAAACAGAUCAAGAGCCCUACUGAGCAACACCCCUUUCUGUCUCUCCAGACGGGACCCCCCUCUUGUCACCUUUUUUUUUAUUAUUAUUAUUAUUUUUAUUUAUUUUUCUAUGGGUGCGACUGCCUGACACUUUGCCGGUUUGAAGUUUAUGCUGCGGGACGAUAUAUUUUUAUGUGACCUUCCUCUUGCUCAUCAUCUUCUUCCUCCUUCACCAUCAUUCUAGCAGCCGGGAGGGAGGUGCGCUUGUCUACCGGCAGUGCUGCUUGUGGAUGCGGAUGGAUGAAAAAAUCGAGGUGGGGGCUGCAGUCAUUGGCCUAUAAAAGGAUUUCAAUAAAGCAGCCGACGAAAAAGAGAAUAUUUUAUUUCUGUAGCGCCUGAAAGAAGAGCAAAUCACCACCCCGAAGUAUUCAGGACCGAAUCAGACCUGUUUAUUAUUAUUAUUGUUAUUCACCAAAAAAGCAGCAUCUUCUGAGUCACCCUGGAAUAUAACUACUUUAAUAUUUAUAUAUUAUGGUUAUUUUUAAAUCAAAGACGUUUUUUCCCUUAAAGACACGUAUGCCUCGUCCUCCUGGAAAUCACCUUUAAAAAAAAAUCUCAUUUAAAUAUUUCAGACGUAUUUGCGUUUUUUUUUAACGCAGAUAAUAUUUGCGGAAUAUUACUAGACGAGCACUUUUAAUGGGAGUAAAUCGAGUGCAACUUGCUCAAAAAUCUUAAAACAAGAUUUAUUUUUUUUUAAUAACAUUGAAAAGCCCUGCUCAUCUGCACACGAGCUGCAGAGGAAGGGGAGGGGGCACUCGUUUUUAUUUAUUGCAUAUGCCCUUUGUGCGGGCAUUCCGUGAAUUAAGAGGAGCGGGUAUCAAAUUGACAAAAAUUUGACAAACUGCGCCAGUCCGUUAUUUAUCAUUCUUAUUAUUUUUAUGCUGAGAAGGGAUUGAUUAAUUCAUGCUGGCUUCAGUGAAGUCAGCAGAGGAGGGAGGCGACAGAGGAGACGGGCCUUGAGGAGAGAAGAGAGAGAGAGGAGGAGGAGGAGGCGGCAAUUCUGCUGGGCCUUUUUUGUAUUUAUUGACUUUUCUCCACGAUUUUUAAAGGAGAGACUUCUUAUAGAUAUAUAGAGAAUCGGGGUUCAAACUAUCGUCUUCGUGGAACGUUUUCUGAAAAUCGGGUAGCGCACGCAAUCCACUUCGUUUCCAGAUUUAAGACAUCCAAGCGCGGAGAAAUAAAGAAGUGCAAAAGCCCAGAGAGGACUCGGAGAUACGAGAUGGACCCGGCGGCGGUGCUGAUGGACCCGGGCUUGGACUGAUUGGGCUGAGCCUCUAAAUCUCCUCACGCUUAGCUCUUUUUAUAAUAUUUGAUUAAAAAGAAAAGGAAGAAGUGGAAUCCCUAUUUCCUCUUGGGAAUCGGAGGAGGUUCAUAACAACAACAUCAUCUUCACCAUUACGAGGCUGACAAGCAGGAAAGGAGGAUUGUGGGCAUUUCGUCGACUUGCCGACUUUUUCUUUGUAAAUCCGGACAGCCGCUGCCCUUUUCCCUCGUUCCCUGCCCCUCGAUCGCUCCCGAUGGAAGGCCAGUGUAGGAGCAGCGGCUUCAGGCAGAGCCGGCGCUCCCGUUCCCAGCGCGACCGCGAGCGGAGGCGCCGGCGUUCGGACCUUGGGGACUCGCGGGCCUACUCUCCAUCGUCCGGCUCGGAGAGAGAGGCCGCAGCCGGGCCUGGUGGUGGUGGAGGAGGAGGAGGUGGUGGUGGUGGCGGCGGAGGUGGUGGAGGAGGAGGUGGCAGUGGAAUCAACACGGGGGAUGGCAGACCCAACGCGGCCAGCAGCAGGCCUCGGCCUCCUCGGCGGAGGAAGAGAGAAUCGGUGUCGUGCGAAGAAGACCUCAUCGAUGGGUUCGCGAUCGCCAGCUUUAACAGCCUGGAGGCACUUGAGAAGGAUGCUGCACUGAAACCACCUGAGCGCGCUCAGCUUUGGGAGAGACGAAGCGGGAAAAGGAAACGGCCAGAUGAGAAUGGCCCAACCUCAGACCUUGAAGAAAGACGGGCUGAGAGUUCAGACCGAGACCGACCCAAUGGAGAAACCCACCAUGGGAGACGGGCAAAAAGGAAGAAACGGGAGAGCAAAUCACGGCGUGGCAGUGACAGUGAAGAUUUGCAGGCAGAGAAUGAUGGUUCCCGGCGUGGUAGCUCCCAUACGCUACCGAGUGAAGGCUCCGGGCAGUCCUACUUGGAAACUGGCUAUAUUGUAAGUAUCUGUAUUUGCACACUAGCAUCGUCUUCUAAAUUAAAAAAUAACUAUAAGACAAAAUGUGACAUAGAAAGUGAGUCAGAUGACAAGAUGUCAGAUGCUGAUCUGGACCAGUCCUUUGUUGUGUCUGCAAGCAAAAUGCCCUCAUCAGCUAUGGGCAGCAGUGCUGUGAAUGGACUCGACUGCGAACCCUCGACUCGCCUUUCAGUGACCUCGCGGGUAUCUGGUCUCCAGCGCAGCCAGGAGAAGAAUCAAGACCUCGAUGGCCGUGACCCUCUGCUUGUGCCUUUCCCUUCAAAAGGUCCUAUUCCACUCCACCAGGUGGACCCUGCCAUUACUGGCUCAAGGGGAGUGACAGUGGCCACCACUGGACCUCCCCGAGGAGAACCGUCAGUCUUGGGGAUUGCAAAUCCCUCCACUGCUCAGCAUAGCAGAGAGCCCUGUGGCAACUACCUCGCCUCAUUGGGCUCCUCUAGGGCACCCACCCCUGCUCGAACCCCAACAACAACAGCUACUGCCACUGCGGCUCCCCAGUCAAACACAAGUGGAGGCUCUCGUGCCACUCCCCAACCGAAAGCUCACACACCUCAGCCUCAUGGUAAGCUGUCUCACCAGUUUGGGUCUACACAGCAGCAGCCAACUCCGCAGUCGGUGUACAGCUCUGGACUCGGGCUUAACAAUGUCAGCCGAAGCAGCACUCCUGCCAAGACCACAUCAUCUUCAUCCCAGCUGCCUCUCCAUCGUCCACCUACGCCUUCAAGCCUGACACUAAAUCCCUCGCAUGGCUUCUCUGGAGCCACAAGACCUCCUUCACACCCAAAUGGAGCUGGGCUGUUUACUUCAUCACUGCCUCCGCCUCCACCACUAUUACAGGUUGCAGGGCACUCUGCCACUGCCGCUGCUGCGUUCUCUGAGCAGGACCUAAUCAGACAAGAGCUGAACUCACGCUUCCUGACGUCCCAGGGCCCGGAAGGUCGAAAUGGCCCAGCUUCUGCAACAGGGACUGGCAGCAUUGGCCCGCUGGCAUUCCAGUUUCACCAGCACAACCACCAGCAUCAGCACACGCACACUCAUCAGCACUUCACACCCUUUUUGCCGCCUGGUGCAGCUGCUGCUGCCACCGCCAUUGUACCCACCACGCCCACGCCCGCCAUGUUCGACAAGUAUCCAGGGAAAAUCGAAGGCCUCUACAGGCAAACUCCUUUCUACUCGGCAUAUCCUCCAUCAGUGGCUGGAAUUCAACCUGUGCUGCCACCUGCUGGGCCUUUUAGUUCACUGCAAGGAGCCUUCCAGCCCAAGACGACCACCCAAGAAUUAGCAGCUCGUUUGGGAGCCGUACCUCAUACGCUACAGCCAAAGGAUCCUCGGCUUUCGGAUCCUUUCCGGAGUACAUUGCGAAAACCUGGCAAGUGGUGUGCAAUGCAUGUGAGAGUUGCAUGGAUGAUCCUACGGCACCAAGAGAAGAUCAAGCUGAUGCAAGGAGACCCCCACAAACUGGACUUCCGGAAUGACCUCAUCACUCGACUUCCUGGCUCUGGGGCACUGGGCUCUCUCUCUAAUGCCCAUGAGCUAGCUAGGCCAGCGACUCUCUUCUCUGGAAGUGGCCCUGGACAUCAUGGUUCGUCUCCAUUUGUGCCUCCUGCUGGAGCCCCCAACUCCUUCUUGAAUGCACCAUCACAUCUAGAUCCAUUUGGACGUCCUUCUGCCUUCCCUCCGCUUGGAGCCCUAAGUAAUGGAGCUUUUGGUGGCCUGGGCAGUCCAACUCUGGCUGCAGCCAGUUCAAUGUUUGCACACAAAGAAAGUCCCGGGGGAGCGCCUGGUUUUGGAAGUCCCCACGACCCUUGGAAUCGGCUUCAUCGUACCCCACCAUCUUUCCCUACUGCCCCAACAUGGCCUAAAGGUGGGGAAGGAGAGCGGAAUUCCCACGAAAAGGAAAGAGACAGGGAACAGCGUGAGAGGGAACGGGAGCGCGAGAGAGAACGGGAAAGCGAGAAGAGAGAGAUUCCUCUCAUUAAGGACGAGAAGGAGAGGGAUGGAGUCUAUGGUCGGCACCCUGUGAGAAUGUCCCCAUUGAUUUCAACACAAAAGUGUUCCACCUCCUCUUCUAUUAGCCACAGUAACGGGCAUGGCCCCAGUGAGGAUGAACCACGAGCAGGACGCGAGUCUAGGGAUCGCAGUCGAGAGCACAGCCGGGAUCGGGUGGUAGGAGGGCCUCUGCCAUCUCAUCCCAGCCACAGAGAGAGGGAAAGCAGCCGGGACAGACCACAGUCGUCAUCGUCUUGUGAGCCAUCCAACAGUAAGGACUCUCCUUUUGAGCACAAGGAUCAGUUGCAGAGCUCCCAGCUUCAGCAGCAGAAGCCUUCCUCCCUGCCAAGCAGCUCGGCUGGCGGUGGUCUCACAACCUCUACCUCGAAUGCAAACACUGAGGACAAACGCAGCCCUGGGCUUGGAAAGGAGGCCAGCAAGCCAUUAUUGUUAGGUACAGCAACCUCUGCACCCCCGCUUAGGGAAAGUGGGAGACCUGGACCUUCAGUGUCUGUGGGUUCAGCCAGUGGAGGUGAUCGGGAACGCAAGCCGACCCCUGACUUGCACCUGCACCCUAAGAAGGGAGAAGCAAGCAUGCCAACUGCACUCAUUAAAGUGAAGGAGGAGCGCAAGGAAGAGCCAGAAUCGAUACCCAUUCCCAUCCCCAGCUCACAGCCACAGCACCACCCAGCACCGCUAGCCUUCGAGAGGCCUAACAGUCGGAGCAGCAGUAGUCAUCACAGUAGCAGCAGUGGCAGCAGCAGCAAUCAUCAUACUCCUCAUCUUCAUCCGAAUUUGCACCCUCUGCCUGCUUCAGCAGGGAGCAGUGGCGGCCCUUCUCCGAUGAGUGCCGCUGCCGCAGCAGCAGCAGCCGCCGCUGCCAUGGGUUUGACAGUUAACCCAGCAAUAGGCAGCCAUCCCAGCUCUCAUCCUGGACACCCUUUGAACUCCCUGACAAUGCUGGAGCGCAGCAGAGCCCUAGGGGGCUAUCUUGGAGUUGCGGGCCCUGCAGUGGUCCCUCCACAGCCCCCGGCAGAGCGUUUCGCCCACCACUCGGCAAUGGCAUUUCAGUGGGAUCUGUGGCGUGAGCCUUAUCGCAAUGCAGAGGCGUUACAUCAUCAUCACCAGCAGCAACAAGCUGUGGCUCAGCAGCGGCGAGAGGCCCUGGCUCUAAGGUCAGACCCACAGCUGGCACGUUACUUUGCUAAUCGCUUCUAUGAACCAGAGCGGGAGUUUGCAGGACUAGUUGAGAGGCAUCAGGCUCAUCACCCGCACCCAUUGCACCACAACCCCCACGAGCGGGGUCCCGCCAGCACUGCUGUGAUUGGCAGCAGCCUAUUGGACGAGCAUGAGCGUGCCCACAUCCUCCGUGAGGACUAUGAGAGGGCCCGAUUCUACGGGGUGCACUCGCCGGCUUCAGCAGCUGUAGCAUCCUCUGCCACUGCUGCUGCGGCAGCCGCAGCGGCAGCAGCUGCCUUGGACCCCCACCAGCACCCUCACCUGCCUCAUGCUGCCCUGCUGACCCCCACUACCGCCUUGUUUGCACGACUGGGCCCCAGCUUACACCAUCACCACCCGCAUGCUCAUCAAAACGGACUGCUGAGCAAAACCCCGCCUACUAUAAUAGGGUCACUAGGGGGUGGCCCUCCACCUCUCAUUCCUUCUGGAGCUGGGGGGCCCCCGAGGAACACUGGAUCACCUCGGAGUCGAGCUGGGGCAGACCUCUCGGUGCUCUACAGCAGUCACAAAGACCGGGACUCCAGAUAAUAAUAGUGAUGAUUCAGACGCUGAGCCCGCAGGAAGUGGAUAAAGAACACUUGAAGUCGCCAACACCCACCCUUUUUCCUGUGUUGCACCCAUCAAUCAAUCAUUAUUCUAUUUGUUGUUUAUUAUUAAUAUUAUCAUUAAUAAAUAUAUUCAGACUUUUUUAUUUUAUUACUUUUUUUUGAUAUUCUGGGUGCGGAGGGGGGCUGGAAAUAAUCCCCCUACCCAUCCUAACUGUAACUAGGAAUUUAAAAGACUGUUUUCUCUGAACUGUGAGAGUGAUUUUUCAGGGACUAGGAGAUCGGGGGGUGGCUGGGCUUGUGGGGGGCGGGGUGGGGUGAUGGGGGUCAUUGAAUUGUAAGGUGAAGACCCCUUUAAGAGUUAAGACAGUGAGACAUGACGUAUGUCGCUGUACAUAUUUAUAAAUUACUUAUAACCUGCUGUGGGACGUUUCAAUGUGUGGGAUGGGGCUGGGGAAUAAAAAGCAAAGAGAAGCAAGAGACUGAACUCAAUGAUUGAAACAAAAAAGUAUAUGAAUAUUUUGUACAUUUUUAAGGUAUGGGAUGUGAUAUUUUUAAGCAAUGUUUGUUUUUAUUUUUUAUCCCUUGCCCUGUUUUAAACCCUAUCCCUCCACCCCCAAGCCCUCAAUUCUGGAUUUUAUUGUAAUUUUUUUUCUUUUUCACGUUCUGGCUUAUUAUUAUUAUAAUUAUUAUAAUUAUUAUUAUAAUUA